Messenger RNA from Penicillium cinerascens, 681 nucleotides. RefSeq names its product chromatin modification-related protein EAF6/MEAF6. Gene Ontology annotation, cellular component: NuA4 histone acetyltransferase complex. The record is from RefSeq and is a predicted model, not a curated record. The coding region runs from base 1 to 681 and encodes 226 amino acids. The transcript is spliced from 3 exons. NCBI's taxonomy places the organism in Eukaryota, Fungi, Ascomycota, Eurotiomycetes, Eurotiales, Aspergillaceae.
AUGGCAGACACCGCCGCUGCCCAGACAGCCACGCCGGCGACCAACUCGCCUGCAGCGCCAGCAACCGGCGCCGCCGCGGGGACCACGAAUGCGUCCGCUGACCAGAAUGCCACGAGUCGCGGAUUACCAUACUACGAGAAGUUGCGACGGGAAUUGAGAGAUACGAUCGCGAACAAGCGCGCGAUGGACAGGUGCAUGGCCCAACUCGAAGACCAAAUCUACCGCUUCGAGCAAUCCUACCUCGAAGAAACCACCGCCGGAAACAUCAUCAAAGGCUUCGACAACUACAUCAAAGGCUCCUCGAGUGGUUCAAGUCUCGGUGCGUCCGGACUAAGCCUAGGCUCUGGCGUCGGAGGCCGCCGAAAGGCAGCAGUCACAGACUCGGAUCGGGUGUUCUCCAAAAGCUCCGCAAGCUACAUGAUGGAUUCCCCUGGCCCUUCGUCGACACAGACGACACCCUCCCACGCCGCAACCCCGACAUCAACUACUGGCGGCAACAUUCCUCCAAAAAGUAAUGGUGACGGUGGUGCGAAGAACACCAGUGGCUCAUCGAAGAAUAAGAAGAAGGCUUCUGGUGGGUCGAAGAACACAAAGGGGAAAAUCCAGACGGACGAGUUCUCAGAUGAUGGUGGGGAUAAGCCGCCUGUUAAGCGAUUGAAGAUCAGCUACGGGAGGGAUUAA